AUGGAGUUGGUGUGCACUUGGACACUCGUUUUGAGCUCUUUGAUGUUGGUGGAAAUCUCGUGGACUCGACCCAUUGAGGAAGAUCAGCGUCUGACUCCUGAUGAUAUUGAGCUUGCUAAGAGUUACCUAAGAAGGUUCUAUAGUCUGAGACUCGGAGGCACAGACUACAGAGGUUCAACGCGUAAGAUCCGGUCUGCAUCAGACAUGGAGCAGAAGGUCAGGCAAAUGCAGAACUUCUUUGGCCUGAGAGAAACAGGAAUCCUGGAUUCCAACACCGUGAAUGUCAUGAAGAAGCCGAGGUGUGGUGUUCCUGAUGUGGACAACUAUAGUUUUUAUCCUUAUCACCCCAAAUGGAAGAAUCGUACCAUCUCCUACAAGAUAGCAAAGUAUACCCCAGACCUGAGUAGAGAGGAUGUGGAAAAGUCCUUUCGUUUAGCCCUGAAGAUGUGGAGCGACGCAGCUCCUCUGAAUUUCGUUAAGAUCAACCAUGGCAAAGCUGAUAUUGUCCUCACCUUUGCACACAGAGCUCAUGGAGACUUCUCUCCCUUUGAUGGACCUGGAGGAGUGCUGGCCCAUGCCUUUCAGCCUGGAGAGGGGAUGGGUGGAGAUGUACACUUUGAUGAAGAUGAAACAUGGACGACAGGGGGGCAAGGUUUCAGCCUGUUUGCUGUUGCAGCUCAUGAACUUGGUCACUCGCUUGGUUUGACUCACUCCAGAGACCCCUCUGCUGUCAUGUUCCCCAGUUACAGACAUCGGAGCAACAAACAGUACACUCUUUCUACAGAUGAUGUCCUGGGGAUUCAAAUGCUUUAUGGCAAACCCAAAAUAGAAGCUGAAAAUCAACCUAAAGUUCCAAAGAAAUGUGAUCCCACGUUUUUAUUUGAUGCGGCUAUGGUGAUCCAAAAUGAGAUUGUUUAUUUUCAGAACAGAUUCACAUGGAUGAGAACAACAAAGUUGACUUACUGGAAUCGGCUGAGGGAAGGCCACAUCAGCACAUAUUUCCCCGACAUAGGUUCUCCUGUUGAUGCUGCUUAUGACAUCCCAGCCAAAGGCGUGGCAUACCUAUUCACUGGUCAUAAGUACUGGGUGGUGCAACAGUUAAAGACACGAGGCACAGCUGGCAACAUCUCAGAGUUUGGUUUCCCGUCCAGCGUAAGGCGGGUUGAUGCUGCCGUUCAUGUUGCAGAAUAUGGGAAAACCAUGUUCUUCAUCGGACAGUUUUAUUACAGGUAUGAUGAGCAAAAGAGUCAGAUGGAUCCUGGCUUCCCUAGAUCCAUCCAGACAGACUGGCAUGGAAUCCCGAGAAACGUUGACGCUGCGUUCAAGUUGCAUGGCAGCAUCUUCCUCCUCAGCGGGUCUAAAUCCUAUCAAUAUGACUUCAGACAGAAGCGGGUGGUGAACAUAAUUGCAGGAAAUUCUUGGCUGGGAUGCUGACUUACUGGAAACCCACACUUUAUGUAGCUAAAAAAAUAAACCUAACUACACAUGUAGUUGGUAAACACAGAUUAUACUGUUACAUGACUGAACAGCAGUCUAUGAUGACCACUGUAUAAAGGCUACACUGUGUUGAG
This is a messenger RNA of Xiphophorus maculatus (southern platyfish), 1571 nucleotides long. RefSeq names its product matrix metalloproteinase-20-like. Gene Ontology annotation, biological process: extracellular matrix organization; collagen catabolic process; proteolysis. Gene Ontology annotation, molecular function: zinc ion binding; metalloendopeptidase activity. NCBI's taxonomy places the organism in Eukaryota, Metazoa, Chordata, Actinopteri, Cyprinodontiformes, Poeciliidae. Gene Ontology annotation, cellular component: extracellular matrix. The record is from RefSeq and is a predicted model, not a curated record. The transcript is spliced from 10 exons. The coding region runs from base 1 to 1434 and encodes 477 amino acids.